This is a messenger RNA of Racocetra fulgida, 150 nucleotides long. NCBI's taxonomy places the organism in Eukaryota, Fungi, Glomeromycota, Glomeromycetes, Diversisporales, Gigasporaceae. The record is from the annotation of a GenBank genome assembly.
ACAAACUCUGGUGUGGAAUUAUCUAAAGGUGGAGAUCGAUCAGAAUCAAAAACUAUAAAUCAUUCUAUCUCAUCAAUACCAGGGAGUGAUGUGCAAGCUAGAAUGGAAAAUUUACGAGAAUAUAAAAAACAGCUUCAAGCUGAAUCUUGA